Molecule: messenger RNA, 1414 nt
Organism: Jatropha curcas
Lineage: Eukaryota; Viridiplantae; Streptophyta; Magnoliopsida; Malpighiales; Euphorbiaceae
Product: RWD domain-containing protein
Biological process (GO): protein ubiquitination
Cellular component (GO): nucleus
Molecular function (GO): protein binding; ubiquitin protein ligase activity
Source: RefSeq, a predicted model, not a curated record
CUUCCUGUGAUUAGUCACUAAACACGCGCCACACAUCGCUUUGCAAGAAAUACUAGAUUAAGUUUUAGCGAUGAAUUAAUUUUCCUUUGGGCGUCUCUAUAUCGAUACGGAGAAGUCUAAAACGGCGGGAAAAAAUGGCCCAAGUGGAAGAGAUAUUGAUCGAAGUGGAAGCGGUGCAAGCAGUGUACGGAGACGAUUGUGUGGUUGUUGAUUCAUUCCCUCCCUAUCUUCACGUCCACGUCAAGCCCCGAACUGCCGAUGUCUCUUCUCAACAGUUUGUGGAAGCAGUUAUUGGGAUUCGAGCAGGUCCCCAGUAUCCAGAGAAACCACCCUAUAUAGAUCUCAUUGAGUCUAAGGGACUCGAUGAACAAAGGCAGAAGCAUCUAGUAACCAGCAUACGAAACAGAGCAUGCGAGCUCUCCUCAUGUUUGAUGCUUGUAGCACUUUGCGAGGAAGCAGUGGAGGAGCUCUCUGUUAUGAAUCACCCUGAAGGUAAUUGUCCAUUGUGUUUGUGCCCUUUGGUCCUCGAAGAUGAACAGAAUGAAGCCUUACCAUUUAUGAAGCUGAUGUCUUGUUUCCAUUGCUUUCACAGUGAAUGCAUUAUAAGGUGGUGGAAUUGGCUCCAAAAAGAGAGAGAGAGCAACACUAAUACCUCAUCUACCUCAGCUCUUCAUUGCAUCAGAGAUGGGGAAAAUGAGAAUGACAUGCAAGGCAUAAAUGAAGAAAGUAUGGGAAAUUGUCCAGUUUGCCGUAAGGUUUUCCAUACCAAGGAUUUUGAACAUGUUCUUGGCUUGGUUGGAGCGCAUCGCACUGAGUUGAGCUCUGACAGAACAGAAGUCGAAGAUGAGAAGCUACUCCAGUCUGAUUCAGAGAACAUUAGAAGACAGAAGUUUGAGGCCGUACUUAAACUACAAGAAGAAAACAGUGGCCUAAUUGAACCGAAAAAAAAUCUAGUUGUUUUACCUGGUAUGUAUCUUCCUCAGUCAGUCAGGCAGCCUACCCAGGCAUUGGAGAAAGAAAACGCUGAGGAACAGCAGAGAGACUCAACAGCUGGCUCAACAGAAACAAAUUCUGGGGUCUUGUCAAAUAGACCUAGCUCCAGUGAGCACAGGAACACGGGGAGGAGGAAGCAGAGGAUUCAAAACUCAAGAAAACAAGUAAGACAAUGGGUAAGAAAAGGUGAUGGUGCUUCAAAUAACUAGAUGGUACAGGAAUUUUUUUCAAGAUAUAUUUUCCUUUUGCUAAAUAACCAAAUACAUUAGUUUCAUGUAAAAGUCCAUAGGCAAUAUGUGAGGAUUGCGGAAAUCUUGUUCUGUCUAUUAUUGUUGCGAUGAAAAUCUGUAGACUCAUUUCCUAUCUUCAUACGGCUUUUGUAUUCUGAAAUCUUUCUACUCAAAAAUAUUCUUCACACUGA